AUGAGCACAUUCCGCACCGUCAGCCUCGCCGAUCUCGCAUCCAAACUGCUCGACCCCCACGCCGACUCCCCGCCCAAGGUGGUAGCCACAGCGAAACGCAUCCGCGGGGUUCUCAAUGGCCAAUACAUCUUCGACUCGACCUCGACCAAGCUAGUCUGGGAGCACCAAUACUUUCCCCAGCAUUGGAUUCCACGGUCCGCCUUUCUCGACGCGGCGACGUUCACGGAUCCCGAUGACGGGCGCAGCUUGCACGCCCAGGCCAAGGCCACAGACUUGAGUCAGCAGCAACAGCAAUGGUCGGUCGUCAAGCUCAGCGUCGGCGACAAAACCGUGGACGCACUCGUAGUGGGUGACGGCCAGGGCUCAGAACUCGCCGGCCUAGUCAAGAUCGACUUCAAAGCCCUCGACACAUGGUACGAAGAGCAGGCGCAGAUCCUGUACCAUCCAAAAGACCCCUUCCACCGCGUCGACAUCCUCCCGUCGGGUCGGCACGUGCGCGUCGAGCUCGACGGCGUGGUCCUGGCCGACACGGGCGCCGAGGGCGGCGUUAUGUCGCUGUGGGAGACGAGGUUCCCCGCUCGCUGGUAUCUUCCGCCCACGGCGGUCAAGUGGGAGCACCUCCGGCCCAGCGACACGCACACGGGAUGUCCGUACAAGGGCCAGGCGAGCUACUACCAUGCGGUGGUGGGGGGGAAGGAAACCAGAGAUGUCGUCUGGUGGUAUCCGAACCCGACGGCCGAGAGCGCCUUGAUCGCAGGCUUGCUGUGCUUCUAUCCGGACAAGGUGGACAUUUGGGUCGAUGGCAAGCCGAUUGAGAAGAUUGGGGUGCCGGUGCCGAGUAUUAAGAAAGCUAGCUGA
Messenger RNA from Capronia epimyces CBS 606.96, 858 nucleotides. RefSeq lists its product as uncharacterized. The transcript has a single exon. Bases 1 to 858 code for a protein of 285 amino acids. The record is from RefSeq and is a predicted model, not a curated record. Lineage: Eukaryota; Fungi; Ascomycota; Eurotiomycetes; Chaetothyriales; Herpotrichiellaceae.